Molecule: messenger RNA, 1232 nt
Organism: Manis pentadactyla (Chinese pangolin)
Lineage: Eukaryota; Metazoa; Chordata; Mammalia; Pholidota; Manidae
Gene: SELENOS
Product: selenoprotein S
Exons: 6
Coding region: 82-648 (188 amino acids)
Biological process (GO): retrograde protein transport, ER to cytosol; endoplasmic reticulum unfolded protein response
Cellular component (GO): endoplasmic reticulum membrane; Derlin-1-VIMP complex; Derlin-1 retrotranslocation complex
Source: RefSeq, a predicted model, not a curated record
CGCCGCGUGUACGUAAGGGCGCGCCCGCAGGCGAAGGCUCCAGCUGACGCUGACGUGGCCGGGCCGGCCAGAGCGGCGGCCAUGGAGCGGGACGGGGAGCAGCUGUCCGCGCGGCCGGCCCUGGAGACAGAGGGGUUGCAUUUUCUGCAUAUUACCGUGGGCUCUCUGCUGGCCACCUACGGCUGGUACAUUGUCUUCAGCUGCAUCCUUCUCUACGUGGUCUUCCAGAAGCUCUUCACCCGGCUGAGGGCCUUGCGGCAGAGGCAGCUGGACCGAGCUGCGGCAGCUGUGGAACCUGAUGUUGUUGUUAAGCGACAGGAGGCUUUAGCAGCUGCUCGACUGAAAAUGCAAGAAGAAUUAAAUGCACAAGUUGAAAAGCAUAAGGAAAAACUAAGAAAGCUUGAAGAAGAGAAAAGGAGACAGAAGAUUGAAAUGUGGGACAGCAUGCAAGAAGGAAAAAGUUACAAAGGAAACGCAAGAAGGCCUCAGGAAGAAGAGAGUUCUGGGCCUUCUACUUCAUCAGCCAUCCCCAAACGAAAAUCUGACAGAAAGCCUUUGCGGGGAGGUGGUUACAACCCUCUGUCUGGUGAAGGAGGUGGAGCCUGCUCCUGGAGACCUGGGCGCAGAGGCCCCACAUCUGGUGGAUGAGGCUAAGAAUCUUGUUAGUGUUACUUUGACAUUAGCAAGAUGAAUCCUUAACCCUCGAUUCAGUUGCCUUACACACUUUUCACAGUGACUAGCCAAGGGGAGGUGGGGCUUAUUUCUGUUCUUAUUUCACCUGUGUCUUUAAGGGUUGAAAUCAGCGUAGGGUAUAGACGUUGCCACUAGGCAGUAGUGGCAGUUGGUCACACUUCACUAAAGCCAGUCACUGCUUUCGUGGAUUCCAUGGGUGGUUGCUAAUUGGUAGGUGAAGGCCUCCAGGUGAUUAACGAUCUUGUUCAAGGACCUAGUAAUGAUCCUUCAAGUUAGAGUCCUUGCUCGUCGGACAGUCUCUGUGACAGGUUGUGUUGAAUGAUGUCUUCCUUGUAAAUGGUGAGCCCACCAGCAAGGAUUACUGAUGCAGGCAGUUGAUGGGGUUGUUUCUGUAUAUUUAUUUUUAUGUACAGAACUUUGUAAAAAAGAAACUAAAUAUUACAAAAUUGCAAGGAACAUUUUUUUAGCAUCUUUAUUAAUCCAAGGAAAUUUCUUUAUGAACUUGAACUGUCAAACAUUAAACAACUUUUUAUCAUUCA